UGGGGGGAGGGAUCGAAAAAUGGGGGAUGCUGCAGACGUCAAGGAAAUGAGAAAGACGUUCAUUGUCCCUGCCAUCAAGCCCUUUGAUCAUUACGAUUUCGGCAGAGCGAAAAUCGCCUGUAAUCUAGCCUGGCUGGUGGCCAAAGCCUUUGGGACCGAAAAUGUACCAGAGGAACUGCGAGAGCCUUUUUAUACGGAUCAGUAUGACCAGGAACAUAUUAAACCUCCUGUUGUUAAUUUGCUGCUAUCAGCUGAACUUUACUGUCGUGCUGGGAGUCUUAUUCUCAAGAGUGAUGCUGCCAAACCACUCCUGGGUCAUGAUGCUGUUAUCCAGGCCUUGGCACAGAAAGGCUUGUAUGUCACUGACCAAGAGAAAUUGGUAACAGAAAGAGACUUGCACAAGAAACCCAUUCAGAUGAGUGCCCAUUUGGCCAUGAUUGACACCCUGAUGAUGGCUUACACUGUGGAGAUGGUCAGUGUGGAGAAAGUAAUUGCAUGUGCACAGCAGUAUUCGUCCUUCUUUCAAGCCACAGACCUUCCCUAUGACAUUGAAGAUGCUGUCAUGUUCUGGAUAAACAAAGUGAAUGAACAUUUAAAAGACAUCAUGGAGCAAGAACAAAAACUAAAAGAGCAUCACAGUGUUGAAACUCCAGGAGGUCAAAAGGCUCGUUAUAGGAAGGAGCAAACUCUCCUUAAGCAGCUGCCCUGCAUUCCAUUGGUGGAAAAUCUGCUGAAGGAUGGCACAGAUGGUUGUGCUUUAGCUGCCCUGAUCCAUUUUUACUGCCCGGAUAUAGUCAGAUUGGAAGAUAUAUGUUUGAAGGAGACCAUGUCAUUGGCUGACAGUUUGUAUAAUCUGCAAUUGAUACAGGAAUUUUGUCAAGAGUAUUUGAACCGAUGUUGCCAUUUUUCACUUGAGGAUAUGCUCUAUGCUGCUUCUUCAGUAAAGAGCAAUUAUUUGGUGUUCAUGGCAGAGCUCUUUUGGUGGUUUGAAGUAGUGAAGCCAUCAUUUGUUCAGCCUCGAGUAGUCGUUCAUCCCCAAGCUGAACCUCCAAAAGAAACAUCUUCUGUUCCUGCAGCAAGUGCCAGUAGAAGGAGCUAUUCAGACGCUUCACAUAGUUCUGACCCAAUAGGCAGUGUGGCUGGACCAACAUUUAAACCAUCUCACCAGAUUCCACCUGUUAGGAAUACUUACAGUCAGCCUUAUUCAUCUGUUCCAGCAGGCAACAUUAGAAGAUCUACAUCUAUGUCUUAUGUGGAUGGAUAUGUAGGGACUUGGCCCAAAGAAAAACGAUCUUCAGUGCAUGGAGUUUCAUUUGAUAUUUCUUUUGACAAAGAAGAUAGCAUCCGUAUCACAAAUCCAAACAGAGUAAUGACUAGAUCCAUUAGUAAUGAAGGUCUUGAGAAGAAUACUGACUGCAUGCCCAGACAUAUUAGAAAAAACCUGUCCUUCAAGCCUGUGAAUGGAGAAGAUGAAAGUGAGGAUAUUGAAGAAGAAAAGGAUGGAGACUUUCACAGUAGUCCAGACAUCAAUAGUAAUCAAAGGAAUACCAACCAAGUUAGCCCAUAUAACCUCCCAAAUGGAGCACUGCAAAACAGAUUAGUAACUGAUGAAUAUGGCAAUCAGAUUGAGGCACCAAGCAUUGAACAGGCUUUGCAAAUUAUCCAUGAUACUGAGAAAUCUCCCAGUGUUACUCAGCCACAGCAAAUUACAAAUGGGUUUUUCCUUCACAACAAGGAGAUGAACAUUUUGAAUUCAAACAUCAAACCCGAUCAGAGUAGUCCCGAAAUUGCAGACACAAAGGGUGCUCUCAGUCCCAUAACUGACAAUACAGAAGCAGAUACGGGAAUCCACGUCCCUUCAGACAUUCCAGAGACUAUGGAUGAAGAUUCUACCUUGAGGGAUUAUACUGUAAGCCUUGACUCUGAUAUGGAAGAAUCAUCUCGAUUUCUGCAUGACUUUGAUAGCAAAGGUGUCAACCAAAAGGAGCAAUUAAGUCCUUGUCCAAGCUCAAUAAGUGCCAAAUCCCAAGCAGGAAGUAGUGCUUCUUCAAGCUCAGGAGUCAAAAUGACCAGCUUUGCGGAACAGAAAUUUAAGAAACUUAAUCACACAGACAGCAGAAGCAGUGGAAGCAGUUCUCAGAAAACAACCCCAGAAGGCUCUGAGCUGAACAUUCCUCACAUAGUUUCCUGGGCUCAAAUACCCGAGGAAUCUCCUCUCCCUCAGGGAAGAGACACUACACAGUUGCUGGCCUCUGAAAUGGUACAGUUGAAGAUGAAGCUGGAAGAGAAGAGGCGAGCAAUUGAAGCCCAGAAGAAGAAAGUUGAGGCUGCAUUCACGAGGCAGAGGCAAAAAAUGGGAAGAACGGCAUUCCUUAAUGUUGUAAAAAAGAAAAGUGAUGGGAUUUCUCCACUGAGAGAAGAGGCGGCUGGAGCAGAGGAUGAGAAAGUGUUUACUGACAGCAAGCUGAAGGAAAAAGAAACACUAAAGCUAGGUGAACAGCUUAACAAGGAUUCAGAGAAAAUAAAGGAGAGCAUUGAAAAACCCCAUGCCAAAUGGCUUAAGUCCCCAAGUACUCCAGUUGAUUCUGAGAAGCAAUGUAAUUUGGCAAGUCCUUCAGAAGAGAACAUCAAUGAAGGUGACCUUUUGGAGUAUACAAAAUCUAUUGAAAAGCUCAAUUCUUCCCUACAUUUCCUGCAGCAGGAAAUGCAACGGUUAUCACUUCAGCAAGAAAUGCUAAUGCAGAUGAGGGAACAGCAAGCUUGGGUUAUUUCACCGCCUCAGCCUUCUCCCCAGAAACAAAUUCGGGAGCUUAAAUCUUCUCUGAGAUCUACUGGGUCAUCUCCCAUCACCUCAUUUUCAUUGGAAUCUCCCCGACCUUCCCACCAGUCCCCACAGUCAUCUUCCAGGAAGAAUUCCACUCUCCCUAGUAAAAUACAAAGGACUCCUAGGCCAAAUGAGCUGAAAUUAACACCUUUGAAUCGCACUUUGACUGCUCCACGAUCUGUGGAUAGUCUUCCUCGUUUGAGAAGAUUUUCUCCAAGUCAGGUAUCCAUUCAGACUAGAUCAUUUGUUUGUUUUGGAGAUGACGGUGAACGUAUAUGUGAACCUCAUUUGAAGGGAAGCCUUUUGAAAGGGGUCAGAAAUACAACUGAGGAAGCUGACAAGGAAGGAGGCGGUGAGAAAGAAGUGGAACAAAAAGCGACAGAAGAAGUCGUUGAACAAAAAUCAGAGGAAAACCAGAUCAGACCUCUGGAAUCCACAGUAUCUGAAGUACUAUCACAGCCCAUUACUGAAACUGUAUGCCUCACUCCAAGUGAAGAGCUACUGAACCCACCAGUAUUGCCACCACCUCUAUCUAAAACUGCUAACCUCAUAGAAGUCCCCCUCUCAAACUUGAAACCACCAGAAAAGUCUGAAGAGUCUGUUGAGAAAUCAGAGGGCGAGAGUGACAAGGAGCAAUUGGAGGAUGACCAAAAAGUGUGUUGUGGAUUCUUUUUCAAGGAUGAUCAGAAGGCUGAAGAUGAUAUGGCAGUAAAACGGGCUGCAUUAUUGGAGAAGCGAUUGAGAAGGGCAAGAGAAACCUUACUUCGAAAGCAGCAGCUGGAAACGGAAUUGGAACAUAAAAAGGAAGAAACAAAGAGGAAGUCUGAGGAAGAACGUCAGAAGAAGGAAGAUGAAAAAGCACGACGAGAGUUCAUUAAACAAGAAUAUAUGAGGCGGAAGCAGCUAAAACUCAUGGAAGAAAUGGACAUUGUCAUAAAGCCCCGCCCCCAUUCAUCCAAACAGAAAAAGCCACGACCAAAAUCUAUUCAUAGAGAUCAUAUUGAAUCACCCAAGACUCCAAUCAAAGGUCCUCCAGUAUCUAGCCUUUCACUGGCAUCUCUGAACACAGGAGACAAUGACAGUGUGCAGUCAGGCAAGAGAACACCACGGUCUGAAUCUGUGGAAGGAUUUUUAUCUCCAACUCGCUGUGGCAGUCGUAAUGGGGAAAAGGAUUGGGAAAACGCAUCUACAACCUCUUCAGUAGCUUCUGCUACAGAAUAUACAGACAUAAUCCAGAAUGCUCUGGCUCAUUGUUGCUUGGCUGGAAAAGUAAAUGAAGGGCAAAAGAAUAAAAUAUUGGAGGAAAUGGAGAAAUCAGAUGCCAACAAUUUCCUAAUCCUCUUCCGGGACUCAGGCUGCCAGUUCCGAUCUUUGUAUACGUACUGCCCUGAAACUGAAGAAAUUAAUAAAUUAACUGGGAUCGGCCCCAAGUCCAUUAGCAAGAAAAUGAUUGAGGGGCUCUAUAAAUACAAUUCUGACAGGAAGCAGUUCAGCCACAUACCUGCUAAAACUCUUUCUGCCAGUGUUGAUGCAAUUACCAUUCACAGCCAUUUGUGGCAGAGCAAGAGACCAGUAACACCGAAAAAACUCUUACCUGCAAAGGCGUAGUGACUUGGGGGGUGGGGUGGGGAGGAUACCUUGCUGCAGACUGCUGUGGGAAACUUGCACUUCGUAUUUGCUGCCUAUUAGAAAAUAGGUUCCUUGUUUGCCAACAAGACUCCUUUGAACUCAAGUCUGAAGACCAAGC
Molecule: messenger RNA, 4571 nt
Organism: Gekko japonicus
Lineage: Eukaryota; Metazoa; Chordata; Lepidosauria; Squamata; Gekkonidae
Gene: CAMSAP2
Product: calmodulin regulated spectrin associated protein family member 2
Exons: 17
Coding region: 20-4432 (1470 amino acids)
Biological process (GO): neuron projection development; cytoplasmic microtubule organization; negative regulation of microtubule depolymerization
Cellular component (GO): microtubule minus-end
Molecular function (GO): spectrin binding; calmodulin binding; microtubule minus-end binding
Source: RefSeq, a predicted model, not a curated record